AUGAAGGGCGCUGCGCAGAAGACAAAGGCAAGUUACAGUUUACAAAUAAAAAGAAUCCUAUUGUUUAUAGAGCUGCUGUGGCUGGUGUUAUUUAAACAGCAAUGUCUAUAUUUAAAUAAAGAAACCAAUGUAGACUGUUAUGGGAGACAAUGGUUAUUUCCUGGGAUAAUGGCAUAUUGUAGUGGAGAUGUUGCUAGUAGUGCCAAUCCUAGUAAAGAAGAAAAGUCUAAAAUAAAAAGUAAAUAUAGGACUUUAAAAUCCAUAGUGCGGGAUUAUACAAUUACACUAAUAGAUAACACAAAGCAGCAGGCGCCGAUGCAUACAUCGGCUGCAGAUUUUAUGGAGAACAAAACAUGGAUAGAUAAUGUGCCUUACAUAGAACAGAAUAGGAAUUCAAUAUAUACAUUAUGCAUUAAUGGAAACCAUACUGAGAUAGAAUAUUAUGCAAAAAAUCUUAUGUUAUGGAUCGACUCAAUAGGUGUCCGGUUUGAUAAGCUGCAAUUCAAUUCAUCAAAAAUGCCUAAAGUUCCGAGUGUUAUGCUGAAGCAUUUUUCACUCAAGUGGAUUGAAUUUAAAGAUUGCGAGAUAGGUACUGCUACAUUAGAAGCAUUUAACUAUGCUCCAAAUGUAAGAGAUGUACUUGUCAUAGGAACAUCAAAAAUAGUCAAGUCUAAUGACGGAAUAGAUAGCACUAAAAAAAAGAUACUGUACUUGCAGUCCCUAAAAUUUAAGCAUUUACUACGAGACAAUACCCUAAUAACCGAUGUUUUUGGUCUGUUUACAUUCGAGAAUUUGAAAUCUGUUUCAUUUGAUGGGACUUAUCUGAGCAGCUUUGACUUUUUGCACGGUAUAAACAAAAGCUCGCUGACUGAGCUGAAUAUAAAUGAUGAAAUCAUAGAAAAAAUCAACAUUAAUCUAAUAUACAAAUUCAAGAACCUAGCUAAAAUGGUAAUACAGACUGAUAAACAAGAGCACUAUAAUAUAGAUAGAAUAAAUAGUAACAAUACGCUGGACAAAUUGUGUAAUAUUGAAUUGCACUACAGCAUAUACAGGCACCUGAAAAAAGAAACUAUUGGUUUGUCUGCACCUAAAAUAAAAAGCUGUGUGCGGAUAGGAUUUCCAACUUAUCAUGGAACAUCUAACUAUGCUAUAGUUAAGUCAGAAUAUGAUCCAGAACAAUCAACAAUAAAUACGUGGGUGCCAUGUGAAAUAUACCGUACAUCAAGCUUUUCAGACUUCAAGUAUCCAUACACAGAUGUAAAGGCCAACAUGUUCAAUAUAUUUCUAGUAUCGUGUGAAAAUGAAGGAACCAAGUAUUACAUAAAAGCAAUGUAUGAUUUGAUAUUUCAGUAUAGAAAAGCAAUGUGUGAAUAUGUUAUGAUCCAUAUAUACAACAGAGGAAAAUCCCAGUUUAAUGAAAGAAGCUUCUUUUCUUUUUUGGGAUCAAUUGAAACAGAAUCAAAAAGAUUUUUUAUAGUUCAAGAGGGUGAAAAAAGAAGUUUAGAGAAUCUUAAUAAUAUAUCUGUAUAUAAGUGUGCUCUAGAUGAGAAGAAAAAAGGAAAUUCUGCCAUUAUUAUAAUGAGAAAUCCAAUAACUUAUAAAGAUCCUGAAAGAAUUUGUGAUCAGCUAGGUAUAAUAGAGCAAAUAGUAUCUAAUCCAAGCUAUAAACAGAAAUAUAUUUAUAGCUUAAUUGGUAAAAACCAACCUCCAGACAUACAAAUAGAUAUAACAAAAUAUUAUAAUGAUAACAAAGUAUACUAUAAAAAAUUAUUCUCCAAACUAAAAAGUAAAUUAUAAAAUAAUUAUAAUUUCAGACUCAAGGACUAUAAAAAUAAGUGUAAAAUGAAAAAUUCCAAUUUUUAAUAUAUUCCAGCUAUGCCAUAAAAAUACAGAAUAUUACUUACAUACAACCAAACUGUAUUUAUUAGCAGAUGCCUGCCAAUAAUAUAUAAUAAAAA
Nematocida parisii ERTm1 is the source of this 1958-nucleotide messenger RNA. RefSeq lists its product as uncharacterized. The record is from RefSeq and is a predicted model, not a curated record. NCBI's taxonomy places the organism in Eukaryota, Fungi, Microsporidia. Bases 1 to 1797 code for a protein of 598 amino acids. The transcript has a single exon.